CCACUGAUCUGCUCCUUGCCUGGAACCCCAUUUGUUUGGGACUGGUAGAAGGAGUUAUCGGGAAAAUUCACCUUCAUUCAGAUCUUCCCUGGUGGCUUAUUUUAAUUCGGCAGAAAGCAUUGGUGGGCAAACUCCCGGAGGGAGACCAUGAGGUCUGUAAAGUUAUCAAAAUUGCCAUAUUGUCACUUUCUGAACUGGAACCUCAAGAGCUUGAGCUGGAGCUCUGUAAGAAGCAUCAUUUUGGAAUUAACAAGCCAGAGAAAAUUAUACCAUCCCCUGAUGACUCCAAGUUUCUACUGGAGACAUUUACACAUAUCAAAUCCAACGUCUCUGUUCCCCCAAAAAAACAGGUUAAGGAAAGUAAAGAGAAGGAGAAGCUGGAGAGACGACUACUUGAGGAGCUGCUGAAGAUGUUCAUGGACUCAGAGUCCUUUUAUUAUAGCUUGACCUAUGACCUGACCAACUCAGUGCAGAGGCAGAGCACCGGGGAGAGGGAUGGCCGUCCCCUCUGGCAGAAGGUCGAUGACCGAUUUUUUUGGAAUAAGUACAUGAUCCAGGAUCUCACUGAGAUUGGUACCCCGGAUGUGGACUUCUGGAUCAUCCCCAUUAUUCAGGGUUUUGUGCAGAUUGAAGAGCUUGUGGUUAAUUACGAGUCAUCCGACGAGGAGAAGAGCAGCCCAGAGACCCCCCCCUCAGGAGUCCACCUGUGUAGAUGACAUUCACCCACUGUU
This is a messenger RNA of Cricetulus griseus (Chinese hamster), 731 nucleotides long. The record is from RefSeq and is a predicted model, not a curated record. Lineage: Eukaryota; Metazoa; Chordata; Mammalia; Rodentia; Cricetidae.